Molecule: messenger RNA, 1737 nt
Organism: Topomyia yanbarensis
Lineage: Eukaryota; Metazoa; Arthropoda; Insecta; Diptera; Culicidae
Exons: 1
Coding region: 1-1737 (578 amino acids)
Source: RefSeq, a predicted model, not a curated record
AUGAAUGCGUUCGAAUUCAGGAGACAAGCGGUAACCUCAAAGUUGCACCGAAUAAGGGAAACGCUCUCAAAUGCAGAAGCAAUAACCGUCCAUCAUUUGGAGACAUAUUUGCGACGAAUUGAUUCCUGCUAUGAUGAGUACAACAUUAUCCAGAACGAGAUUUACAUCGAGUUUCCUAAUCUACGGGGUGAACAAGAAACCUACUUCAUUGCCUUUGAGUUACUGUACGAAGAGCUUCGUGUUUCGAUUUGUGCCGCUUUGGACAGCCAUCGUGCACAACAAGCUACUAUACCACCAAAGCUAGCUGUUCCCGAAGCAGGAGGACAGGCACAGCAGUUGGUCGUCAAUCAACCACUCGGGUUGCCGCAUGUCCCACUUCCAUCCUUUGAUGGAACGUAUGAAAAGUGGUUUCGUUUCAAACAGCUGUUCCAAGAUUUAAUGCAAAAAUAUCCCUAUCUGUCAGACGCAACCAAGCUACACUAUCUGACGCAAACACUGAAAGGAAAGGCAGAAAGUGUUCUCAGCGAGCAAAUUUUAAACGAGAACAACUUCCAAGCAGCAUGGAAUUUAUUGGAAGAGAGGUAUGAAAACAAAAGAACGAUCAUCGAUAUUCAUGUAGGAGGUCUUCUCAAUCUGAGAAAAAUGAGCAGAGAAACUUCUUCGGAUCUCAGACAGCUUGUUGAGGAAUGUAGUCGCCACGUUGACGCUUUGGAAUUCCAUGAUCAGCACAUGCAAGGCAUGUCAGAGCAGUUAGUGAUUUCUCUCCUGGCAUCCAAAUUGGAUAAAUCGACACUCAGUCUAUGGGAAAACACAGUUAAGCCGAAGCAGUUGCCAAAAUAUAAGGAAACGCUAGAAUUUCUACAGAACCGUUGUUUUGUGUUAGAGCGCUGCGAAAUGAACACAUCACAGAAGCCGAACGAAAUGGGCAAACCAAAAGUGCUGCCUUUCACAUCACGACCACCUGUCAAAGUACACACAGCAUUGCAUACAAACGAGAGCGUGUGCGUGAUUUGCAAUGAGCCUCACAAUGUAAACAAGUGUAAUGUUUUACAACAGAUGACGGUAUCGGAGAGAAUAGCUGUCGUAAAGGAUAAACAGCUUUGUUUUAACUGUUUAAAGCGAGGUCAUCGAGUAGUUCAAUGUAAGUCACGAUUGUGCACAGUUGCUGGCUGCGGAAAGAAACAUCACACACAAUUGCAUAAUGAAAAAUCGGUGGUGGCAGAAACAUCUACUGCGACAGAAAACGUUCCAGAACAAAAGAUAGAAACGCCAAAUCUACCCGCACAAUCAGUUCCAAAUGUUGCAUGUUCCAGCACCCUGAUGCCAGAAAAGAGUUUUAGUAAACAAGUGAUAUUGUCUACAGCUGUGGUUCAUGUGAAGGAUCGGAAUGGAGUCUAUUAUCCAUGCCGAGUGUUACUAGAUUCGGGAUCACAAUCUAAUUUUUUGUCGGAACAUAUCGUGAACUUACUACGGCUCAAAUGCGAUGUCGUGCGAGUGCCAAUCGUCGGUAUUAAUGGUGAAAAGCUUAUCGCUACCAAACAAACUAUGACAGAAGUGAAAACAGUGUACGGAAAUGCAUCUUGGAUACUCGAGUUUCUAAUAGUACCUCAAGUUACCGGCCUUCUUCCGUUGCAUAAAAUCGACAUCCAACAGUGGAAUGUCCCACCUGAUUUGAAUCUGGCAGAUCCGAAGUUCAAUAUCCCAGCGAAAGUUGACAUGCUUGUCGGAGCGGAGUGA